CAAGCUCGACUCCCUUCGGUUUUUGGUGAAAUAGCGAUAUUGCCCUCAGCGGGCACCUCAAUUUCCGAAUCGAGCCCUUCUGCACUGCACCGGCUCUCGUAACCCCCUGGGGCCUGAACUGAGAGUAUGGGGACUGGGAAACGGGUUCGGAUCUUCACCGGCUCCCUCCGGGUCGUUCUCCUCCUUUCAUCCUCGGUUCUCUUCUUCGCGGUCUACUCUGCUGCUGGGAGCACUCUUGAGAUUGCAAAGCCUACUUCAUUGCAGCUGUCCCCUAGCAUACUGGUGGAUAAGUCACCUGGGUCAAGGCCUGGUGUUUCCGUGCUUUGUGAGAGAGUUCAUAUUCAUGGUUUGUCAAGGAUCAAACAUCUGCGCAAAAUGGCUUAUUCUGUAAAAGUUAAAGUUUUUUCUCAAAGUGGCAGUCAUCAGCCCACCAAAUUUGAGGUUUGCUUCCACAGGAAUUCAUCUUUAGGUGUUUGCAAGUGUCCUCAAAGCCAAUGGGAGAAAGUUGGAAAGGGUUCCUGGUCUCGGCCCAUGUCACCCUUUGACGGAAAAAUUUUAGAUAUACGAGUGGGACGCUUAUCUUCAGAUGUUCUCAACACAUUUGAGGUGUCAGUUGAAGAAGAAUUUUUCUUAUACCGGGUGGUACUGCUGUUACUGGGCUUGGUUCUAAUGACAUCGGCAUCAUCGUUGAGCCAGUCAUUGAUCUUCUUCUACAGUAGUGCAAUGGCAGUUGGCAUCAUCCUCGUAAUAUUAGUGGUUCUAUUUCAGGGAAUGAGACUUCUACCGACUGGCCGAAAGAAUUCCCUAGCUAUAUUUAUAUACUCAUCUCUGAUUGGCUUGGGGUCUUUCCUUCUCCACUACUUACCUGGACUUCUUCGUACGAUCCUCGUGGAGAUGGGAAUCAGUGAAGACAUGUACAAUCCUUUGGCUAUGUUCUUGCUGGCUUUUCUCGUUCUUACUGGAGCUUGGCUGGGCUUCUGGGUUGUCCGCAAACUCAUUCUUACAGAAGAUGGCUCUAUUGACAUCGGCACAUCUAAUUUUGUUGCGUGGUCCAUACGAAUUAUCUCUUCUCUCAUGAUUCUUCAGUGUUCUCUUGACCCCAUACUCGCUGCAGAAGCGCUAAUAUUGGGAAUCACUAUCUCAUCACUUCUGGGAAGAGUUGCUCGAUUGAGAUUCUUACGUCGUCUAUACAGGAAGUUGUUAUCUUCCCCGAAAGGUGGCGACAAAAGAUCUAAGAAGGAAUCUCCUAGCUUCCAAGAUCCUUAUGAAGAGAGUGCCCCAUCCAUAAAGUUCUCUCCUAUCUCGAGCAAUUCCUUAUACCGAGGGUAUGAGCAAUCUCCUUCUCAACGGCCCUCAACUCCUGAGCCACUAUUCAGAAGACAAGGCCUCGGGCAAUCUCCUUCUCAACAGCCCUCAACUCCUGAGACCUUCUACUCGACUUUCCACACCACACCUGAAAGGAGACACUAUUCAGAAGACGAGUGGAAAAUGAUCACCCGAGACUGCACCAAGAAAUCCCUGGAAGAGCUCGUGUCUUCUCCCGAGUUCAGCAAGUGGGCGGUCGCUAAUGCGGAAAGAAUCACUUUAGCUCCAAGAAAUGAUAACACAAGAACCAGCUUCUAUGACAGACUCCGCAAAUGGCUGCCAUGGCACUGACUAACAUCUUGACAUUCGCUCUUCGUAAGGCAUGUAAGAUUCCUGAACACGGGCGAGAUUUCAAGUGCCAGAUCUCCAAAGCAGGUUUCGAGAAUACAUGUUGUAGGAAAAUAUCUCGAGCUGUUGUUCUGCGGGAUCGAUGUUUAUAGCUCCCGUGUCUUCAUUUUCUGUGCAGGACAAUGCUCAAUUUAGUGUUAGUUCUUGACCCAGGUGUCUCAUGUUGUACUUUAUUUUAAUUUUGGGUUUUUUUGGGGGUUGGGGGUUUUGUUCUUUAUGUUGUACGGACUAAUGAGCAGGAAAAUCUUUGUCCAGAUUUUUUCUUUUCAUAUAUGACAGUAUUGACCAUUGAGAGGUCCAAAGGUCAGAAAGAGACUGAUAGAUUUCUACACUGC
Punica granatum (pomegranate) is the source of this 2048-nucleotide messenger RNA. Lineage: Eukaryota; Viridiplantae; Streptophyta; Magnoliopsida; Myrtales; Lythraceae. The record is from RefSeq and is a predicted model, not a curated record.